This is a messenger RNA of Parastagonospora nodorum SN15, 1545 nucleotides long. RefSeq lists its product as hypothetical. NCBI's taxonomy places the organism in Eukaryota, Fungi, Ascomycota, Dothideomycetes, Pleosporales, Phaeosphaeriaceae. Gene Ontology annotation, biological process: protein deubiquitination; ubiquitin-dependent protein catabolic process. Gene Ontology annotation, molecular function: cysteine-type deubiquitinase activity. The transcript has a single exon. Gene Ontology annotation, cellular component: cytoplasm. The coding region runs from base 1 to 1545 and encodes 514 amino acids. The record is from RefSeq and is a predicted model, not a curated record.
AUGUCCGAAAACGCUCCCCCUUCCCCCAAAGUCGCCGCAGCUCGCAAGGUUGCAGAGGUCGAGAAGCAAGCUACUCUUCCAUCAAGCCCAGUCAAUGGCACGGGCGCUGCUAGCAAACAGAAGAAAACACCAUCCCCCGACAUGCUUGCUGGUCAAGCUUCGUCUGCAGAUCUCUCCUCCCCACCAGAAUCGCCAGGCUCCAAGAAGCGAGCACUUGCCGACCCGUCGACCGCAGCAGAGCCCAGCCCCAAGAAAGCAAAGGCGCCCUCCCCCAUAGCCGAGAUCGAGGAACAUGCAUCGCCUGAUUCAGACACCAAGGACGACAAUGAUUCCUCCCCUCCACCAGCUUCAGACUUCAAGAUUAGCAAAGAGAACUGGCAGGGCUUCUGUGAGAUCGAGUCUGACCCGGCCUACUUUUCCGUCAUCCUGCGCGAGAUGGGUGUCAAAGACGUCGCUGUGCGCGAGGUCUUCGCCAUGGAUCCCGCUAUCCUCGAUAUGGUCCCUCACCCUAUCCACGGACUCAUCUUCCUGUUCCGCUACCGCGAGUUCGGCAAUGAGGACCAGGCCACCGACGCCCCUGAAGAUGUUUGGUUCUGCAACCAGCUCCCAGCCCAGAACAGCUGCGGCACCCUCGCCAUGCUCAACAUCAUCAUGAACAAGCCUGAGCUCGACAUUGGCGAGCAUCUGGUGCAAUUCAAGGACUUUACUCAAGACAUGUCCUCCGUCCAGCGCGGUGAGGCCCUCGCUAGCUUCGAUUUCGUCAAGCAGAUUCACAACUCCUUCGCCAAGCGCAUGGACAUCCUCGAGAACGACAAGCACCUCGCCGCAAAAGCCAGGCGCGCUGAGCGCCUUAAGGAGCAGGCCAAGAAGGGCAAGUCUCGUCGCAACUCUGCGGAGUCGGCAGCAUCCGAUGACAGCACCGACUCUUUCGAAGAGAAUGGUCACCAUUUCAUUGCAUUCGUCCCCGUCGGUAGUGAAGUCUGGAAGCUCGAUGGCAUGGACGCUCGGCCGACCUGCGUCGGCACCUUCGAUGCUGCUGUCGGCGAGACCUGGCUGUCUGCCGCGUCCGACACCAUCAACACGCUGAUGGCUGCUGGCGACAGCGACUACGGCGUACUCGCCGUCUCCCAGUCCCCGCUGUCUUCGCUGCGUGAGAAGGCAACACUCACCAUCAAUACCUUGGUGGCCGUGGAGGCGCGACUCCACGAGGUCGAUCCGACCUGGGUCAGCUCUGAUCCGCCGCCGAGCCCCUCCUCCCUGGGCAUCGAGCAGCAGCUCUUCGCCCGCCACCCGGUUCACGCCGACACUAUGGCGCUGGUCGCCGUGGAGGAUUCGGCAACUCUUCUGGCGCGUCGCAGCGCAUUGACGGAGGAGUUGGGUGGAGUGGUGGCAAGCAUCGGCGUUGAGAUGGAGGAGGAGGAUGCGGAGGAGCAGAAGGCGAGGCAGCGCCGCUUCGACGCCGGGCCGGUGUUGAAGAAGUGGUUGGAGAUGUUGGCCGGCAAUGGCUACCUGGAGGAGAACCUUGACCGGUUCAUGGAGAAGUGA